Labeo rohita (rohu) is the source of this 1445-nucleotide messenger RNA. Its product is annotated as glycine N-acyltransferase. Gene Ontology annotation, molecular function: glycine N-acyltransferase activity. Gene Ontology annotation, cellular component: mitochondrion. Bases 345 to 1208 code for a protein of 287 amino acids. Lineage: Eukaryota; Metazoa; Chordata; Actinopteri; Cypriniformes; Cyprinidae. The transcript is spliced from 5 exons. The record is from RefSeq and is a predicted model, not a curated record.
AGCAGUCCAUAAUAUCUCCUGCUGAAAAAGACUUAAGGAACAAUUCUUGCUGGAAAAACCAGCUUGCUGGUUUUAGAUGAUCUAAGCUAGUUCUAAGUGCUUUAAACUAUUAAUUCAAACCAGUUUGAUCAGUGCAAGCCAGGCAGAGACUAGCUGAACACAUCAACCACUCUAGGCUGCCAGAAAAGUGUUAAUGUUUGAUAGAAACGAUCCACUUUUGCAUGCUGCAUUACCAUAAACAUGGCUGUCCAGUUGUCAACAACUUCCCUGACUUUGCACUCGGCUUUGUGAGUUUUUGUUAACCCUUUGUUGGUCUGUUUCUGUUAGCGUCUUAUGUUCACAAAAUGAUCAUUCUUGGAACCGAGGAGCUCAAACAAGCUGAAAGCAUUUUGAAGCAGAGUUUUCCAGAGUCCAUCAAGGUGUGGCGAAGGUUUAAGAAAGUUUAUGGCUGUAUAUUCAACAUAAACAGAGGGAAACCUCACAAUCUGGAGGUUAUUGCAGACCAGUGGCCAGACUUCGCUGUCAUUAUUUGCAAACCGAAAGUUCAGGGCACAAAGGAUCGAGAAGGAGAUUUUAACAUAUACAGCAUCUACUCAAAGAGCAAAGACACCCUGAAACAAUUUCUGAACAGGCCUGGUGUUAUCAAUAAGGAUGCAUUCACAUUAUUGGCAGGGGUUGACAUCAGGCAUUUAGACGCCGUUCAGGAGUUUGCAGAUCAACAUGGAGUUCCCUGGAAAGUUCAAGUAGUGAUGAACGUCUUACUGCUGCAAAAUGAACGACAGCUGCAGUUUAAAGAAAGUAACGCUGGACUCAGGUUCGCUCCGCUCAGUCCAGCUCAUGCACAUCUGGUGAACAGCACGUGGAAAUAUGGUGGAGAUCUAAACAGCUACAACUCCGUGCUGAACUACAUUACCCAUAAUCCUUCACUGUGCGUGAUAGACGAGGGCGGCACGGAGCCCGUCUCCUGGCUGCUUGUGUACCAACACGCUGCUCUUGGUUUGCUCUACACGUUACCACAACACAGACAGAAAGGCUACGCUAAGUUUCUGGUGUCUAUGAUGGCCAAAAACCUCCUGGAACAAGGACACCCUGUGUACUGUUUUGUGGAGGAGGAAAAUGACUUUUCCAACAAGCUUUUCACGUCACUGGGUUUUCAGAAUACACCUGAUUACAAGGCUGUGUGGUUUGAGCUCAAUAAAAGACAAUAAAUAACUUUAAAAAUUACUAGAGGUUUUUAAUCACCUCUUCAUUAUUCGUAAUAUUUAUAAUUUUUUCUAUUAAAUUUAUAUGCUUUAUAUAUAUAAAUUUAUAUUAAAUUUAUAUUGUAGCUUUCAAAAAAAUUAUAAAUUAUAUAUCACUUAAAAAUGUCACUCUGGAGUAUAUACUGUAUAUAUUAGUGCUGUCAAAUCAUUAAUCGCAUCCAAAAUAAAAGUUUUUGUUUACAU